GCGGAUGGUCGUACACGGACGACUGUCAUGGCCGCGUAUGGGGUCAUCGGGCCGUCUCUAAGUUUUUUCUGUUAUCAGGCGCCAGUUUCAUUCCAAAGCCGCAAGAAAAUCAAGUUCGCCUAGAGCCAUGAAUUGCAAGAGAAAGAAACAAACUGUGGCUGAAGAUAUCAGUGAUGCAAAAACCAGAAAGGAGGACACUCGCCUUUAUUGUUUAUGUAAACAAUUAGAUGAUCCUGAUAGAACAAUGAUCCAGUGUGAUUUUUGUGACGAAUGGUUCCAUCCUGCCUGUGUUGAUCUGGAAGAGGGUGAAGUUAAUGAUGUUGGAAGAUGGUACUGCCCACCAUGUACAGAUGUUAUGGCACAAAAUCCAUCACUGUCGCGUAAAGGUAUUCUUGGGUUUCAAGGGAGAGUAGCACCGAAAGAGGGAUGGGGAGAAGAAUUUUUGUUGGAGGACAUCGAUGAGUCUGUCAUUCAAGUAGAAACCAAAAGACAUCAUGUUGAAGGCUGGAACCUGUUUCGAGAAGGUCGUGUUACUGGACUGAGCAGCAAUAAAAACGGAAAUUAUGUAUAUUUCCGUAGUCAGUGUCAGGCAUCCAUGAGACAGCUGUCCUAUAAUGUGUUUAUCUGUUUCAAGGGCAGUCGAAGGCUUAAGUGGUCAACCUGUUCGUGCCCUGCUGGAAUCGAUGGCCAGUGUAAGCAUCUUGUGGCAACUUUGUAUUGUUUGAUAGAUCUGUACAGACUAGGGAUAAACAAAAUCCCAGAUGCUAAGACAUGCACACAAAAACUUCAAAUGUGGCAUGUCCGAAAACCUGUGACAGACGAACCACCCUUUUCUGACAUAAACUUUGUUAAGCAUGACCCAGAGAGACCAGCAAAAGGGGACCUUGGUUGUAGUGUGAAGCAACAUAAUCCUGUACUUGAGUUUGCAAGCACUGUGACACAGGUAAAAAUUCAGAAACUUGUUAACUUAUAUGAUUCCAAUUGUAUUAAGUUACCAGUCAUAGACACCAUCAGGACCAAUCAAUGUAUUCCAGUGUUGCCUAAACAGCAAAUGGAUGGAAGCCUUCAUUCUGAACUUUUUGAAUUAAUGAAUGGAACAGAAUAUAACUUUAGUGUGGAUGAUUACACAACUAAAUUGACUGCAUCAGAGAAACAACACUACAGUUCCAUUGUGGAAGUAAAUAUUGAAACAUCUAGAUGUAUUGAAAAGAAAACUCGAUUACAGAGUAAGAGUAAGUUUUGGUUUGACCAGCGCCAACAUAGAAUAACGGCAUCCAACUUUGGGACUUUCUGUAGACUAAAAUCAUGUACUAAUCCAAUAACAACUUUCAAUAGAAAGCAGAAGUUUUUCACGUGCAGAAGUGUCCGCCAUGGUGUAGAUUAUGAGUCAGCUGCAUUUGCCAAGUAUAGUGAAGUCCAACCCUGUGAAAGUUGCUCAGCAGGUUUAAUAAUAAAUCCCAAAAUACCAUAUUUAGGUGUUAGUCCUGAUAAAAUUGUGCUUACCAACAGUGAAUUGAAACUUGUAGAAGUUAAGUGCCCUUACAGUGUGUUUCAAAAGAAAGUCAAAAUUUGUCAACAAAUUAAGGAAAAUAAUUUCUACUUAAAAUAUGUUGACGGAGAGGUGAAACUGUCUGAGACUCAUGAUUAUUUUUAUCAAAUUCAAGGUCAGCUUAAUAUUACUGGUGUAAAUAUUUGUGAUAUGGUGGUGUUUGUGCCUCCAGAUGAUAUUGUUAUUGUUUCCAUUAAAAAAGACAAACACUUUUUUGAAAACAAAAUGCUCCCAAAGCUAUCUGAUAUUUAUUUCCAUCAUUUGUUGCCUAGCUUUGUUGAUCGCCUCCAAUACACUCAUUUGUAGAAAU
This is a messenger RNA of Liolophura sinensis, 1859 nucleotides long. RefSeq lists its product as uncharacterized. Gene Ontology annotation, molecular function: zinc ion binding. NCBI's taxonomy places the organism in Eukaryota, Metazoa, Mollusca, Polyplacophora, Chitonida, Chitonidae. The record is from RefSeq and is a predicted model, not a curated record.